UGCAGAGCUGUGCCAUUUGAAUUCAAGCACGCACACACACACACACACACGCACUGUGCUCUCCAUUUCUGGCUUGCCUCCCAGCACAGAGAGUUGAGCUAGAGCUCGGGUUCACUUUUUUCUUCUCACUCUCCUCCCGGCAGCGACAGCUUCUCCAGGCUCUGCUAGUCGGGACUCCCAAGCAAGCAUGGCGGACACCCCUUUGCAAAUCAUUGAGCAGCCCGCUCCUUCCGAGACCUCCGAGGAGCAGGUGGCCGAGGAGCCGAUUAAAUCAGAUCAGAUCAAUGGCGUGAUGGUGCUCACCCUUCUGGACAAGAUCAUCGGGGCGGUGGAUCAGAUCCAGCUGACCCAGACGCAGCUGGAGGAGAGGCAACAAGAGAUGGAUAGCGCAGUGGCCAGCAUCCAGGGGGAACUGACCAAGCUCACCAAAGCACACACCACCACCAGCAACACCGUGAACAAGAUGCUUGAGAAAGUACGCAAGGUGAGCGUCAACGUGAAAACCGUCCGGCAGAACCUGGAGAAGCAAGCCGGGCAGAUCAAGAAGCUGGAGGUCAACGAGGCGGAGCUGUUGAAGCGAAGGAACUUCAAAGUCAUGAUCUACCAGGAUGAAGUGAAGCUCCCGGCCAAGCUGAGCAUCAGCAAGUCUUUGAAGGAGGCAGAGAAGGAAGAGGAGGGUGCGGAGGUGCCCGCGGACGAGGACCAUGUGGAUGAGGACCGCAUCCAGCUCUCCUCAGAUGAGGAGGUGGAGGUUGAAGAGAUCAUCGAGGAGUCCCGGGCAGAGCGGAUCAAGAGAAGUGGCAUGAAGAGGGUGGACGACUUCAAGAAGGCUUUCUCCAAGGAGAAGAUGGAGAAGACCAAGCUAAAGACCAAGGAGAAUUUGGAGAAGACCAAACACAACUUGGAGAAGACCCGGCACAACCUGGAGAAGAGGAUGAACAAGCUGGGCACCAAGAUCGUAACCACUGAGAGGAGGGAGAAGAUGAAAACCUCUCGGGACAAGCUGAAGAAAUCCUUCACUCCCGACCACCCCGUCUACGCCAGGUCCAAGACGGCAGUCUACAAGGUGCCACCCUUCACCUUCUAUGUCAAGAAGAUCAGAGAGGGCGAGGUGGAGGUGAAAGCCACGGAGAUGGUGGAGGUGGGAGGAGAAGAGGCCGAGAACACGGAGCUGCUGAGAGAGGAGAGCCCUGAGAUGCACACGCUGCUGGAGAUCACGGAGGAGUCGGACGCAGUGCUGGUGGACAAGAGCGACAGUGAGUAGGACGGGCGGUGGCACAGGAUGGACGGCUGAACAUGUAACCUUUCACACUGCAAGAUCUCUCUUUGCCCCACGCGUCCCGGGAAACGUGUACCCAAUGUAUCAUUAUUCCUCUGGACGUCCAAGCCGAUCCCCUGCCGUCCCGGACGAGGUGUCGUUUAUAUUUUAGUUUUAGCACACAGAGGAGUUAGGAACACAGGACGGUUUUUCUUACACUCGUUGUGGAGACCAUUCCUGCUAGUGGCCCUGUGAGAGCUUGCUAGCCGCCAGGGACCCGGCUGGGAGCGUGCUAAAACCAAGAUAACUGCUGUACACCUGGGAAGAUCCCUCUUUGCAGCUCUCUGAGACCUGAUGUCUAGAAUGCUUUCUGCCUGGCACACUGCCCAGCGCUGGGGAUCCCCCCCGUCCAUUUGUCAGCCCGAGCCGCCAUCCCCACAGGCAGACGGAGGGGAAUGCAGGAGCCCAGCUGGCUAGUAGCAGCAGAGAGACAUUUCCCACCCCUGCCCGAACGCCAGCUCCUGGGGCCAUGCGGUCUGGAAGAUCUCCAGUGGAAGGUGGAUCUCUGACAUGUCUUAGCAUGUGGCGAGGGAAGGGUUAAGCCGAUCCCACUGGUGGGCAGAGCACGUGUGAGGGUGGGCAAUGCCACAUCGGGCUGGGAGGGGCUCCCUGACACUUCUUGACCCCAGAGGGCUCAAAGAGCUAACGGGCCAGUUCUGGAGAAGCCAGCAUUGUGCACCACUCGGCUACAAUGGGCACCACAUUGCCUGGGUGGCAGCGAGAUCCCCUGGCAAUGCGGGUAUCCUACACACACACAGGACCCCGCCACUGCUGCCAGUUACACCGGGGCCACUCCAGGCCUUACUGGCACUGCCCCAGAGUAAUGGAGAGCUCAGCAUGUGCCGCACGCUCCUGUGUGUGUGUCUGCAGUGCCCGUGACAGCGCGGUGACCGUCUGCCUGCUGGGCCCAGAACCGCUUUGCUCCAGCGGGCUCACGGUCACCUGCAGGGAGCUGUGUGGAGUCGGGUGUCCCACCCCGUCACCGGAGAGCGAGCCCUGUACCAUGUGGCAUCAGCAGGCUGGGAGGUGCACGCUCACUGGCUGGGGGACAGCCCAGGGUGCUGGAAGGCCCAGGGUGCGGCUGUGAGUCAUUUCCAGGAGGGCUGGAGGAUGUGCUGAUGCCACAGCAAGGGGACAGAGCAAGGAGGGCUCUUGGCCAGCCAGAGAGCAGUCUUGACACGGGUCUGUGGGCCCGAUCCCGAGCAGCGGCGUCUCUGCAGGGAGUCCCGGCACGGCUCAGGCUCAGGGCCCUGCGUAUCCCCUCAGCCUCCCCACUUGCUGCGCAGUUCUAGGAUGGGGCACUGUCGCUUGAGCACCAGCUUUCCUAUCCGCACGCACCGCCACUGCUUCGCAGGCUCCCGGCAGAACGGAGUGAGGGCCGCGUGUGCUGGGACACCGUGUGUCUCCUGGCCAGCUGAGGUCGGCUUUGGGGCUGGCAAUUCCCAACUCCCUCCCCUUUGCAGCCCCCCAGGUGGCAGGGGACACGGGGAGGUUCGGCUUGUGUUCAUGCCUAUCCUUCCCUUAGUUCAUACCCGCUGGGCACAGCCCAGCCCCUGGCACAUGCGGCCGCCGUCCUGACUGCCACGUGACACACAGGAGAGCAGAGGUUUGUUGUUAACGUAGCCACAAUAUAUAAACUUGCUUCUUUGUUAAGAGCAUUUUCUUUCUUAUUGCCCGUCCCACUCCCACCCCCAGGGUCCUUCCCCUGCAGCGGAGCUCCCAGCCUGCCCAGUCAUGCCAGGCCAAAGUGGGCACGGCCCCAGCAGCUGGGCUCUGUGCCAGGCUCCCUGGUGAGUUCUCUCUAAGCAGCGAGGAGGCAUCUCUGGACCCCUGUGCUGCCCCCAGGGAUGGGCAGGAAGAGAUGGGGUUGGAUGGGCCUUUGCCAUGCUCUGCCCUUCCCUGCCAACCCCAUGACGGCACCACCACUGUGGGGGGAUGCCAGGCCCCUGGCAGUGGCGGUCCCCGGGGGGCAGGGGAGCCUUGCUUGCCCUCGGUUGGGAUCUGUGCUCACUGCCGGAGCUGCCCUUCACUGUUCGCCCCGGGCACCCCGCGCAGCAGGCGGAGAAACCAGAUGUUCUGCAGCCCCCCAGGCCAGGGCAGGCCGAACCCUCGCCCCUCUGCCUAGGGCAGUCCUUCAGCAUGUGUGUGGGGACCUAGUGACUGGCCGCGCCCCGCACUCCCGCUGCCCCCCUGUGCAGCCCAGCCCGUGGCAGGGGAGGUGCUGGCUGACGGAGGAGCGGGCAGGGCAGGGGGCUGUUCACACUCUGUCUGUUUCCUGGGGCCCAUCUAUUGUUUUUUACAGAUAUAUUUUUCUUACACAGAAGCAGUAGCUCAGAGUAAGUGACUCCCAGGGCACGGGCAGGCGCUUGGCUCGAGCAGCCCAAGGCCACCAGGGUUUGGUGCCGUACUAAGCAUCUCUGACCUCGGAGAGAGGGAGCAGAGCGUGUCCAUGGGGCAGAGAGCGAGUCCUGGGCCCUCCCGUGCCCAAGGUGAUGAGUUGGGGGCCAUGGGAGCUGGGUGGAGCUUUAUCCAUUUUCUAUGACUGCAUCCUGGUGAGCAGCCCGACCAAUAAAGUUUCUUUUCUAAAAG
Molecule: messenger RNA, 3907 nt
Organism: Terrapene triunguis (Three-toed box turtle)
Lineage: Eukaryota; Metazoa; Chordata; Testudines; Emydidae
Gene: CAVIN1
Product: caveolae associated protein 1
Exons: 3
Coding region: 188-1264 (358 amino acids)
Biological process (GO): transcription initiation at RNA polymerase I promoter; termination of RNA polymerase I transcription
Cellular component (GO): cytoplasm; caveola
Molecular function (GO): rRNA primary transcript binding
Source: RefSeq, a predicted model, not a curated record